Molecule: messenger RNA, 896 nt
Organism: Aricia agestis (brown argus)
Lineage: Eukaryota; Metazoa; Arthropoda; Insecta; Lepidoptera; Lycaenidae
Gene: Osi18
Exons: 3
Coding region: 35-844 (269 amino acids)
Source: RefSeq, a predicted model, not a curated record
GGAGGAUACGCACUGCCGUCAGUGAAAAGUGAAAAUGGUCAAACUUGUGGUUUUGUUGUACAUAGCCGGGUGCGCUAGCGCGUACACGGCUUCAAACCUCGCGAGGAACAUCUACAGCGAAUGCCUCAGCCAAUAUUCCAUCGAGUGCGUCAAGCCGAGAACACUGGAAUGGAUUAGCAGGGUCUCCAACGAUGAUGAAAUCAAAAUCACGGAUAACCUCUCCAUAGUCAAGACAGCUGUGCUCGAAGAGGACAAUGAUGUGGACCCCAGAAUGGCGAAGGACGCCACUUACGCGAUUUUCGACAAAGUUGACAGAUUCCUCCAAACUCAUUCGGUGAAAGUGAAGGUUCCUGCAGAAAUCGUCAGCAGUGCGGCUUCGGAAUACGUGCCGAGGUCUCUUCUCACCGACUUGCCUUCCGAACUAGAUAUGCCUUUGGAUGGUGAAGAGGAGGUCGAGACCUUUGAGGGCAGGAAGAAGAAGAUCAAGCUCCCCAAACCCUUGAGGAUCAAGAGCAAAAAAGGUUUUAUCAAGAAGGUGCUCCUGCCUUUCCUCCUGGGUCUUAAGUUCAAGGCUUCCGUGCUGGUACCUCUGGCGCUCUCUCUCAUCGCUCUGAAGACGUGGAAGGCUCUGACCUUGGGUCUUAUCUCCUUGGUCCUCUCUGGGGCCAUGGUCAUCUUCAAGUUCACCAAGCCAAAGGUGGUCAACUACGAAGUGAUCCACUACCCACAGCAUCACGUGGAGCAUCAUGUAGAUCAUCACGCACCAGCGUGGGACGCCCACGGACCUUACCAGGCCAGGUCCUACGAGGACGCCCACGAUAUCGCCUACGCUGGCCAAAUCUAGACCACGGACCGACUAAUUUAUUUAUUUAUUUAUUCUCGCUUCUGUAAAUAAA